Messenger RNA from Chinchilla lanigera (long-tailed chinchilla), 2218 nucleotides. RefSeq names its product phosphoinositide-3-kinase interacting protein 1 (gene Pik3ip1). Lineage: Eukaryota; Metazoa; Chordata; Mammalia; Rodentia; Chinchillidae. The record is from RefSeq and is a predicted model, not a curated record.
GGGAAGCUCCCAGUUCUAAAGAGAGGCUGUUUACCAGAAGAGCAUAACAAGGGCAGAUCUGGCUGCAAGACUAGGCUGGAAGGCAAAGCUGCUGCCAAAAAGGACCCCAGGUGGAUACUGGUUGUUCAAUCACCUGCAGGACCGAGGAGGAGAGGAUGGUGUUGGUCUGGGUACAGACAUUCCUUCUCAGCAGCGUGCUCCUAGCAGAAGCCUAUGGAUCUGGAGAGACCACUUCCCAGGCUCCCCCGGCCUCCACCCCCGAGCCCGAGGAGAGGACUGAAGCGCCCGGUGCCGAUGAGGCGCAGGUGUUUGCCCCUGCCAACACCCUGCCCGCCCGGAGCGAGGCGGCGGCUGUGCAGCCAGUGAUUGGGAUCAGCCAGCGGAUGAACGCCAAGGACAAAAAGGACCUGGGAACUCUGGGCUAUGUGCUGGGUAUUACCAUGAUGGUGAUCAUCAUUGCCAUUGGAGCUGGCAUCAUCUUGGGCUACACCUACAAGAGGGGGAAGGACCUGAAAGAGCAGCAUGAGCAGAAAGCGUGUGAGCAGCAAAUCACUCUGUUCUUGUCUGCCUUUACCAACCCGAGCGAGAUCACGGAUGAGUAGACUGUCGUCGUCCACAGCAGCCAGACUCCUGUCGACCUUCAGGAGGGCAGCACACCCCUCAUGGGCCAGGCUGGCACCCCUGGGGCCUGAGCUCUUUCAGUGGGCAGGAGCCCAUGCAAAAACUGGUGCGGGACAGCCCACCUUCCUACAGCUGGGAGGACCUACAUUUUGUUUUUCGGUUAACCCUCCCCCUCCCCCUCCGGGUAAAUCCUCAUGAAAGAAGUAGGCAGCACGGUGGGCUGAGGGCUGGGUAGGAUGCUAUCAGUGCUCCUAGUGCUCCUUCUCCAUCCCUGGGAGCAGGAUUUUGCUUGUGGAUGGAGAUAGUGGCACAGCUCCCACAGUGACGUUGCUGACAAGGUCUUCCAAAUAUUGCUUGUGUUCCUGGAACUGGACCAGGGAUAGACAGGGAACUUCCUCAAGGCUCCUCUGUGCUUUACUAUGAUGGCCUCAGCCUAUGCCUUUCCAUUUUUUCUCCAUGAGCUUGAGUGGCAUAUACUGUUAUUCAUAGUUAAGGUCAAGCAGGUCAAGAGAUGGCACUGAAAAAAAAUGUAUAUUUAGUUUUUAAGUAUUAGGAGUGGCACUCCCUACUAACCUCUCAGAACCAGAAAUGAGUUUGUACAAAGUCAGGACUUUGGGCAGAGAAUGGGAUCUAGGCUGGGGGUCUGCUGGGUGUGCUCCAGUUUGUUGGCAGUGUUGUGCCUUGACAACCGUGGGCUAGACCUGGGCCCAGGGACUCUUCCUGUUUUGUAGAGAAAGGAAGGGAAAAAUUGCACUAAACAUUCCAUUUAGGAAGAGGGUAGAGAAGGAUCUACUCCUGCCUUAGGCCUCAGGGACAGAGGUGGACCUGGGGUGCCCCAGACCAUCUCUCUUCUGGGAUGGGUGGUGACCUCUCCCCAUUUUGCACAGGUAAGAGAGGAACCAGUUAACCCAUGGGAUUUAUAUACUGUGGGGCUCAUUGAAUUGAUUCUAGGAUAGCUUGCAUACUGAGCUCAGAGGCAAGAUAAUAAAGCACUUCAGGACUUGCCCCUGCAGUGUACCCUGCUUGCAAGUGGCCCUGUGGUUUCCGGGCCAGCGUCUUCCUAUGGGGCAGUGGGGCUAAUGUCACAACCCCUAACUUACCAUUGGAAGGGACCUUAAGGUUCUUCAAAACUUUUGGACACAGGAACCCAGAGAGGUAAAAUGACUUGCCUAAGGUCAUAGAACAAGCUACUGACAUGGCCAGUAGGACAGUGCUCAGCUUCCUGACCUAGCAGUUCUUUCUCCUCAGCACUUGAAGCUCAGCAGGCCCUCCAGGCUCUGCCGUCACAUUUGGAGGCCUCGGCAGUGUUCCCCGGCCAGAGAUUCCUCGUGAUAGUCCUUCCACUACCCAGUGUGGGCAGGGGAUAAGUGGAGCCCAUUCUGUUCAGGAGGGUGCUCCCUAAAGCCAUUUGCUGAGGGAACCGAGGCUGCAGAGGGUCCCUUGGUGUUAGUGACUCUGGAGAAGAGAACAUUAUUGGUUUCUACUUUUCUAUAAACAUUUCUCUGUAUACAUGUUUUAUAUACCUCAUUCUGACACCUGUGUAUAAAGUACGGGAAAUUGCUGUGCAUUUGACUUAUAUAAAAACAAAACAAACCUC